Molecule: messenger RNA, 1073 nt
Organism: Thlaspi arvense
Lineage: Eukaryota; Viridiplantae; Streptophyta; Magnoliopsida; Brassicales; Brassicaceae
Source: the annotation of a GenBank genome assembly
CGAUUUUUCUUCAUUGAAGAAACUAGAAAGAACAGUUGCGUCUUGCGCUUUAAGCUGAAAACAGCUUCUCCAAUCCUCAAGCUAAGUUGUAACACUUUCAACUUCCGCAAUGAAAGUAGCGGAGAAGAUUGUUUUCCUCUGGAAUGAUUCCGAUGGAUUUGCGGCAACCGUCGCUGACUCUCUAAGCCCUAACCCUAGUUCCCCUCUUCGUAAACUAGAAGAGCAGAUCGAUCUUCCGUUGGAUAAGUACGGUGUCGAGGAUGGCGGAACCGGCGGGAGCGUCGUUCACUUCGUCGAUGGAAAUGGAGAUUAUCAGGUCUCGAUUUUUCUUCUUCGAAGCUAUGAGCCUCCUGCACUGGUGUGUGCAAUGAAUGAACUGCUGGACCUAAUUACAAGGGAAGCGUCCACUCCGCCCACGAUUGUGGCUCCUUUUCUUGUGGCUGCGUCUAAGCUUAAGUUCAAUAACAGAUCCCUUGAAGCAAGUAGCAGAGCAGCUAGUCUUCAUUACUUUCAAGUUGGUCCAGAAACAGAGGCCACUAGGCUACUUGCUUCUCGCAUCGAUAAACCACCACCGUUGACGCAAAUCCAUUACGAACCUUUGUCAUGCUUGCUUCAUCUAGCUCGUGUCAAAGGCUUGCCUGCCUCCAUUCUCAUAGGGCAAAAAAGUAGUAGCAAUCCUCAUAAAGCUCUAGAUGAAGAUCUUAAGGUGAUCAAUGAAACCGGGGAGCUUGUGGCGAGUUAUGCGGGGCUGUCUUUCUCGAGAGACAGAAUCAAGUGGAACGCAUCAAAGACAGCAAAAGAAGAAAAAAGUCCCUGGCGUGCUCUAUAUGGUUAAAUCUUCUCAGGUCAGGUCUUUUUCAUGACCCAACAACGCAGCUACAGUCUCAGCACUAUGUUUCCCUGUUGUAGCUCUUGUUAAGACUCUUAUGCUCAGCUGAAUCAAAAUCCAUGUCACUAUGGUUUCCCUUGAGGAUAUAUAUGAGAAACAAAGCGUUCUUCUUUCUAUCAACAGUUUUUUGGUUCCACCAAAUCUUAAUAACCCUCAAAUAAUUGAAAAAGCAAUUUAGGAUUCU